Molecule: messenger RNA, 1248 nt
Organism: Penicillium canescens
Lineage: Eukaryota; Fungi; Ascomycota; Eurotiomycetes; Eurotiales; Aspergillaceae
Exons: 1
Coding region: 1-1248 (415 amino acids)
Source: RefSeq, a predicted model, not a curated record
AUGUCUCAACCCAACUCGCAAAGCACCCUGGGAGAACCCGCCGAGAUCGUGCCUUCAACCCCAGUCCGUCGGGCCACUUUGUCGCCUUCGCCAGAUCUCACCGCCAUGGCCAAGCGCCCAUCAUCCCAGUCGGAUAAGAAGUUCGUUUCGCCCCCGCCUUUGUCGUCAUCAGACAUGACUCCUCCACCCUCAACUCAGAUUCCGGGUGCCCCGCUUCGAUCUCGCUCACACUCCCGCUCUUUGAGUCCUUCGUUGGUCACACCGGCCGACUUAGAUAAAUCUUUGUGCGAUGCGUAUGGUGCUUCCGAGAACCUGCCUACCGCAGAGGAAAUUGAUCAUGCCAGCGAAGCUCAAUUGCGCAUCAUUGCCAAGGACCUUCUAGCGAUUGCGCAGGAAUCGCGCAUGUCUGCGCUACACUUCAAGUUGCAGAAUAGCCUGGUCUCAUUUGCAAGCAAUGAAGCCGUGAAGCGCGCCGAGGUCGAGCACCAACUCGCCAAGCGCGAAGUUGAAAUCCUGCAGAGCGCCGAGUACCGCGGUCGCUCGCACCCUGCGGAGCCUACCACACCCAGACCGUCCCAGUCUGUCGUGAACAAUGACUACCUCGAGGCUCUCCGGCGGUCGCAAGAACUAGAAAAGCUCAACACAGUUCUGGACAGCAGGCUUCGGAAGGCAAAGCGCGCGAUUGAUGAUGCUACCGCUCAAUCUUUGGAACUCAAGGAGCAAAACGAUAUGUUGAAGAGACGCAUCGGGGACAAUCGCAAGCACUUCUCUCAAAUCUUCAACUACGGCAGUACGUCACCAGGCACGCAGAAUGAGCUCCACAGUAUCUGCCACGGCGAACACACCGAUGGUCUUGCUGCUCUUCUCUACGCCGACAAACUCACCAACCAAACACAUGCUUACGGCGGUCACUCUGUCACCUCCGUUCCUGUUACCCCCAACCACCCCAAAAGCCAAUACCUAUCGCCCAGAGGACCUCCAAGAGACGAUCAUUACGACAGCGACAGCACUGUGUCGCUCUCUGCCUCUGAAGCUCCGGAAGAUGGACUGGACACCUCGCACCUUCACAUGCGUUCCACUGUUCCCAAGAGCAGCACCUUGCUUCAGACCAAGCUGUUUGGUCAGGUGAAGAAGCCUGGCGUGGAACGAUCUCGCCCCGGCAAGCGCAAGGCAGGCAUCGAGGCUACUGGACCCACUUCUAAGAAGUCCAGGGCCGGUGACGGUAUUGGCUUGGGCAUCAACGCCUAA